AAAAAAAAAAAAACACGACCACCAACGUGCAUCAACAGUACCACCCGCAGCACCAGCACCCAAACUACAUCUAGAAUAGCACCUGUUCCAGCCUCCAAUCUACGUCGUCUUUGUUCUUGUCAGUCAUUCCGAAAGUUUGUGCAGCAGCAGCUCUGAAUGUCUUUAUGCUUUAAUCAUGGUGUAUUUUGCCACCAACAACAACACCGACACUAUACGCUGCUAUAUUAGAAUCUUUCUGAUUACGAAUCAUGACAGAAGGACAUGAAAGCGAUUUCUUAGUUACAGUACGCGCACAGGUAAUGACCAGAGACGAGAGCACCGAGGGCUGGCUACCGCUGGCCGGGGGUGGUCUGGCAAAUGUUUCGAUACGCAAACGUGCUAGAUUAUCCCCAUUGGCAACGGGUCAUGACUACAUCAUCUAUGGGCAAAGAAUCUCUGAUCAAAGUGUUAUCUUAAGCUGUGUCAUUAAUCGUGAUCUUAAGUAUUACAAGGUAAUGCCAACAUUUCAUCAUUGGCGCGCCGGAAAACAGCGCAACGGACUCACCUUUCAAACAGCAGCCGAUGCCCGCGCCUUUGACAAGGGUGUAUUGCGGGCCUACAAUGAAUUAAUUGAUGGACUGGCCAAAUCAAACCCGACUAUAAUAUGCCCACCAUUGACCAAAUAUGAUUCUGUUGGUGAAGAUGAUGUAUUCAUGACCCUGGACUUACCUGUGGAAAGUGAAAGUUUACAAAAAGUACACUCAAGCCCGGAGGGAAGUGAGAAAAGUCACAAAAGCGUUAGUGAACGCUACAGCAACAAUUCCGAUUCGGAGAAGCUACCGGCACCGACUAUACACUACAUAUCGACAGACAAAACAGUCACGCCAGGCAACAAUAACUCCUCCUCCAGUGUAGCUGUGGCCGACGCAACGGGCCAGCCCACGCCGAUUCCGCCUAGCGAGAACUAUUCAUAUGUGACACUGACAGCGGUCCAUCAUGACUACAACUAUUCAGUGGUCGAUCAGCCGGUGGGAGCUCAAGUGCUCAAUGCACGUCGCGAAUCCAUAAGCGCAGUGAAGAAGCGGAACGCUUUAGAAGCGGCCCAAGCAAUGGCUGCCGCUCAAACGGCAACUGGCACGGCCAGCAAGCCGUUGCACAAACCCAACGUUUCCGACAUCUUGAAGAAGGAGACACGUCUGCGUUGUCGUUACUGUCACGAGCUGUAUAGCGAAGACUUCAAUCGGCGGGGGGCGUGUGAGUAUGCACCGGAUCCAUUUCGCAGUGGGUACGAGUGCAUAUCUGGAAUGGGCUGUGCUCGCUGUAUGAUCUACCACUGCAUGAGCGAUGCCGAGGGCGAGACAGCGCAGCAUCCAUGCGAAUGCAACGUGAGUGAGUCGGGCUGCACCAAACGCUGGCUUGGACUGACGCUACUUUCGUUGGUUGUGCCAUGCUUGUGGUGCUACCCGCCGCUACGUGCGUGCCACUGGAUGGGUAUUCAUUGUGGCGUAUGUGGCGGCCAGCAUAAACCGCAUGUCUGACAUUUGGAGGCUAGAUUGCAAGGACAAUUCGUUGACGACCCCAGGCACAACAAGCACACAAGCAAGCAUGAGCAUGAAGAGAGCGAGGAAUAUAACAAGCGACAACUCUUGGCCAGGCAGCUGCAGAAGCUCAAGCAGCGCCAACAACAUCAGCCCCAGCAGCAGCCACAGCGACACUUUUACAACUGGGAGCUGUCCCACAGCUUGGGCGCGCCACAGCAGCAACCGCUGUAUUUAAUGCAGCCAAGAAGUAGUAAGGCGGCGCCUAACGACUAUGGCCGCUUGUUGUUCUAAAAGUUUAUCAUUUGCUUUGUGUUUUAUGUUCUGUUUUCUAUAGUUUUAUCUUUUAUGUGUAGCAUUUGAUUAGUUUGCCAUAAUUUAUUGUACAUACAAAUUUAUGCUACAGGGCUUAUGCAUCUAUUAUUUUAACUGUAACAUUAUACUUAGACACAGAAACUUAAUUAUAUUUUUGUAAAAUCGC
Scaptodrosophila lebanonensis is the source of this 1998-nucleotide messenger RNA. It is a transcript of the gene Spred, whose product is annotated as sprouty-related, EVH1 domain-containing protein 1. Gene Ontology annotation, molecular function: protein kinase binding. The record is from RefSeq and is a predicted model, not a curated record. The coding region runs from base 249 to 1517 and encodes 422 amino acids. Gene Ontology annotation, biological process: multicellular organism development; negative regulation of MAPK cascade. Lineage: Eukaryota; Metazoa; Arthropoda; Insecta; Diptera; Drosophilidae. Gene Ontology annotation, cellular component: membrane. The transcript is spliced from 6 exons.